CAUGAUGGCGGCUCAACAAACACCCAGUGUACGCAUUCGAAGCUCGAAUCAGUAUUGCUCGAGUCGCGCCGCUGUCGACACGCAAACGCGUCGUAACUUUUGUAAUGAAACUCGGUUUCGUUCCGUGUUUCGUACGGUAAAGUGAUAGAUAGAAGUGACGAAUACUGGUGUACAAGUGUGUGGUUAUGUGGCGGCGAGUGAUAUGACAGCGUGCGCCGCCAGACGGACCCCGGCCGUCUUCAUGAGGAUACUGGUGACAAGCCUGGCCCCGAGAUCAUGGUGGCUCCCGAUUCCGAGGCUCCUGCGAAUCCUCGGAUAGCGGCCGCCGCGCACGAAACUCCCUCCGCCGCUGAGGCGCGCCACAGUGCCGACCUGUACAUUCGCACCAGCUGGGUGGAUGCGGCCUUAGCGCUCUCCGAACUUGAAAAGGGCAAUAUCGAGGGCGGGCGCACAUCGCUCUGGAUCCGUGCCUGGCUUCAAGAACAGCUGUUCAUAUUAGGCUGUUUCCUCCAAGGCGACGCGGGCAAAGUCCUCUUUGUCGCGAUACUAGUACUCUCUACUUUCUGCGUGGGUUUAAAAUCCGCGCAGAUUCAUUCGAGGGUCGACCAACUCUGGGUUCAAGAGGGUGGUCGGUUAGAAGCUGAACUGAAGUACACAGCGAAGGCGCUUGGAGAAGCCGACUCCUCGACGCAUCAGCUCAUCAUACAAACGGCAAAAGACCCUGACGUGUCGCUACUGCACGCGGGUGCGCUGCUAGAACACCUAAAGGUAGUUCACGCUGCGACUCGCGUCACGGUUCACAUGUACGACAUUGAGUGGCGGCUAAAGGAUCUUUGCUACAGCCCCAGUAUACCUGAUUUCGAGGCUUACCAUAUAGAGAAAAUUAUUGACAAUAUCAUUCCAUGCGCGAUCAUUACCCCGCUUGACUGCUUCUGGGAGGGAUCUAAGUUAUUAGGACCCGAUUAUCCUAUUUACGUCCCCGGUCUACAGCAUAAACUACAAUGGACUCAUUUACACCCUCAAGAAGUUUUGGAAGAAGUGAGGAAGCUGACGUUUCAGUUCCCGUUCAGCACAAUGGAGGCUUACAUGAAGAGGGCUGGCAUCUCCUCCGCCUACAUGAAGAAGCCUUGCCUCGACCCCACCGAUGCUCACUGCCCGGACACAGCCCCCAACAAGAAAACAGGCAAUAUUCCAGAUGUUGCCGCGGAGUUGUCCCACGGUUGCUACGGUUUCGCGGCAGCUUACAUGCACUGGCCGGAGCAGCUGAUAGUUGGCGGGGCCACGAGGAACUCCACGUCCGCCCUGAGGAGUGCGAAGGCGUUGCAGACCGUCGUGCAACUGAUGGGAGAGCGAGAGAUGUUCGAAUACUGGGCCGACCACUACAAGGUGCACCAUGUUGGCUGGACGCAGGAGAAAGCCGCUGCUGUGCUAGACUCUUGGCAGAGGAAGUUUGCAACUGAGGUGCGAAGGAUGACAACGACUGAGUCUGUGUCGCCUUUCUACAGCUUCUACCCGUUCUCGACAUCCACGCUUAACGACAUUCUUGGAAAAUUCUCUGAACUCUCAUUAAAGAACAUUAUGUUGGGAUACAUGUUCAUGUUAAUUUAUGUAGCUGUGACUUUAAUGCAAUGGUGCGACCCGGUCCGCUCGCAAGCCGGCGUGGGUAUCGCCGGUGUACUUCUACUUUCCAUCACUGUAGCUGCUGGACUUGGCUUUUGUGCUUUGUUAGGUAUUCCAUUCAACGCGUCAAGCACUCAAAUAGUUCCAUUCCUAGCCCUUGGGCUAGGGGUUCAGGAUAUGUUCCUUCUCACUCACACAUACGUGGAACAAGCGGGAGACGUGCCGCGUGAGGAGCGGACGGGCCUGGUGCUCAAGAAGAGUGGCUUGAGCGUGCUUCUGGCCUCACUCUGCAACGUCAUGGCGUUUUUGGCUGCGGCCUUACUGCCAAUUCCAGCGUUACGAGUUUUUUGUCUGCAGGCCGCAAUUCUACUGCUGUUCAACUUGGGCUCAAUGCUGCUGGUCUUCCCUGCAAUGAUCUCGCUGGAUCUCCGUCGGCGGUCUGCGGCCCGAGCUGAUUUGCUUUGUUGCCUCACACCCGAAAGCAAUGGACCUAGACGUCACACGAAAAUAGCUGAUAGGUCCAGGACUCGCAGUGGAAAGACUGAUAAGAAUAAUUGGAAAGAUACUUCGAGACAGCCAUUAGAUCCAGAGGAUACGGGAUACCAGUCGAAGGUGACAUGCUGCCUCAGUCUUUCGCUCACCAAGUGGGCGAAGAACCAAUACGCGCCGUUCAUCAUGCGACCUUCCGUUAAGGUAACAUCAAUGUUAGCGUUGAUCGCAGUGAUAUUAGCAAGUGUUUGGGGAGCUACGAAAGUCAAAGACGGUCUAGAUCUCACAGACAUUGUACCAGAGAACACAGACGAACACGAAUUCUUAUAUCGCCAAGAAAAAUACUUCGGCUUUUACAGUAUGUACGCCGUGACUCAAGGCGACUUUGAAUAUCCCACCAAUCAGAAGUUACUCUACGAAUAUCACGACCAAUUCGUUAGGAUACCGAAUAUUAUAAAGAACGACAAUGGUGGACUCACGAAAUUCUGGCUGAGCCUGUUUCGUGACUGGCUAUUAGACUUACAAGCAGCUUACGACAAGGAAGUGGAAAGUGGUUGCAUUAAUCAAGAGUACUGGUGUAAAAAUGCAACCGACGAGGGCAUACUAGCUUAUAAACUAAUGGUGCAGACUGGACACGUAGACAAUCCCAUCGAUAAGUCACUUAUAACGACAGACACCAAAAACGGUCACAGAUUAGUCGAUAAGGAUGGUAUCAUUAAUCCGAAGGCGUUCUAUAACUAUCUGUCUGCUUGGGCUACAAACGAUGCUUUAGCAUACGGAGCUUCACAAGGGAACUUGAAGCCACAGCCGAAGAGAUGGACGCAUUCGCCGGGUGACGUUGACCUAAAGAUACCAAAAUCAUCACCACUCAUAUACACACAACUGCCGUUCUACCUGUCAGGGUUAAGUGAUACAGAGAGCAUCAAGAACCUGAUAAUGUCGGUGCGGGAGUUGUGUUUGAAGUUUGAAGCGAAGGGAUUGUCUAACUUCCCGUCUGGUAUUCCUUUCCUGUUUUGGGAGCAGUACUUGUAUUUGAGAACAUCGCUGCUCCUGGCCCUCGCUUGCGCGCUGGCUGCUGUUUUUGUGGCUGUCAUGGUGCUCCUUCUAAACUGCUGGGCGGCGGUGUUAGUGACGCUGGCCUUAGCAACGCUUGUGCUUCAGUUGCUAGGAACGAUGGCACUAUUAGGUGUCAAGCUGUCGGCAGUUCCUGCUGUCUUGCUGGUCUUAGCAAUCGGCCGAGGAGUUCAUUUCACCGUGCACUUGUGUUUGGCUUUCGUAACAUCGAUCGGUUGCAAGCGUCGACGAGCCUCCUUGGCGUUAGAGUCAGUCCUAGCCCCUGUGGUACAUGGUGCGCUAGCUGCUGCAUUGGCCGCCUCUAUGCUGGCUACCAGCGAGUUCGGCUUUGUGGCCCGACUGUUCUUGAGGCUCCUAUUGGCACUUGUUUUACUGGGCCUAAUUGAUGGACUUCUGUUCUUCCCGAUUGUACUCGCCAUACUAGGACCUGCAGCUGAGGUUCGACCGCUUGAACACCCAGAGAGAUUAUCCACGCCAUCACCUAAAUGUUCGCCGGUACAUCCAAGAAAGUCAAGUUCAGGGUCUGGGGGAGGAGAUAAAGCGAGCCGCGGAGGAAAGUCUGCCCCGCGGCCAUCCGCCCCGUCACUCACGACCAUCACUGAAGAACCACCUAGCUGGCACUCCUCCGCCCCCUCCGUACAGUCCUCCAUGCAGUCUAUUGUGGUACAGCCUGAAGUGGUUGUGGAGACUACUACGUAUAAUGGCAGUGAUUCGGCAUCUGGUCGCUCGACCCCCACCAAGACACCGCAUGCGGGUGCUAUUACGACUAAGGUAACUGCGACGGCAAACAUAAAAGUGGAAGUGGUGACACCAAGCGAUAGGAAAUCACGGAGAUCGUAUCAUUACUACGACCGCCGCAGGGAUCGCGACGACGACCGAGAGAGAGACCGAGAUCGGGACAGGGACAGGGACCGAGAUCGUGACAGGGACCGAGAGAGAGACAGAGACAGGGAUAGGGAUCGGUCCAGAGAACGAGAGAGGAGAGACCGGUUCAGAGACGAGCGGGAUCACCGCGCCUCGCCCAGAGAGAACGGCCGCGACUCCGGCCACGAGAGCGACUCCUCACGACACUGAAGACACGCGGCAUGAACCGCUUGUGUUAUUUCAACAACGAUCCCCAGCGUGCAGCGUGCCAACACGCCCAGACGCCUAGUUAUACUUGCAUCAAUGCAUUUUAUUAUACUGUAUGUAGUGAUCUGAUCGAUGAAUAAUGACAUCUUUACCUAAAGUUACGGAGUUUAAUCUCUUAUAAGCUGAGCAAUCGUACGUAAAAUGUUUUAAGGUUGGCAAUACCGCUUAUAAUCAGUACCUUAAGACAGUAUUACGAGAAUUGUAAUUUUAAGUUAACUCUUCAUAUGAAUAUAGUGGAGGCUAUAUGUAAUUCGGUACGCGAUGGAAGUGCUAGUAUGUAAUCGACGUGAGUGUAUGACUAUCGUAGUAUACAGGAUGGUACUGAAAUCAUUCCAUAGCGCGGCACUAGUACUUCUAUAUUGUGUUUCAUUAUAGAUACGUUCCAGUGUGGAAAGCUAGUGAAUUCUUUACUGUAUAAAAACCAAAUAUCAUUUGUAGAACGUCAUAUCUAUACAUUUGUUUGUGUGUUCCUAUUAUAAAGACAUUUCCAUUUGUCUCCAAACUCUUUGUUACAUUUAUACUUCUCUAAAGACUGUGGUCAAAUAUUAUUAAUUUAUAAUAUUAUUUAUUUGUAUGUCUAUAAUGAUUCUGUCACCAGGAAACUCUGAGGGUGGUCUCAGGUAAAUUGUACAAAUUAUUUAGGUAGUUUUAAUAUUAGGUUAGGCGGCUAUUUAUGAGAUUACUUAGUUACGUUUUAUACCUAACUGUAUUGUUGUGAUCUUUAGGUAAACUUAGUAAUUGUGAAGACUGCAUUUAAAGAUCAAAGCACAGUAUUGUGUGGAUACCGCGUCGUGCGAGUGCGUGACGUCAUCGACCGACAUGAAUACUGACCUCUCGUUAUGAUCGAUGAGUUACGUUGUAACGUUUUGUGCAAAGUACUUAGUAGUAUAUAUUAAUUUAUACGUACCUAUAUAACUUAAUAAUAUUCUGUAAAUAUAGCUGUAACACUAGCGAGUAACUGUUCGUGGGCAGCUCCCUGUGAGCCGGCUGCCGACAUCUGUAUCAUUUAUUUUUAUACAAUUUUAACUGACAUAUUGUCGAAAAACUGUAGGUUGUAACUCAAACUAUAGCGUUUAACUUUUGUAGGUUUUUAAAAAAUUAACAAAUGAAAAAGAGGAUAUAAUUAUUAUGGCAGUUCUGAUAAGUAUCAUCUAGCAUUUAUUUACAACGAGUAUAUAAAUUAUAUGACAGAAGGCUGGAUAGUAACGAAAUUACAAAAGACAAAAAUAGCUAAACUUCAAUAUAAAAUUAAAUCGAUUUGUAAAGUGCCUAUCAUGAAGACAAGUACAAUUAAGUAGGAAAAAAUCUCAAAUAUUAAAUAUUGUUUUUUUACGUGAAUCUGGAAUUGAUUUGUCUAUGACAUGUAAUUGUUAAUGGUACGCAGAUUGGUGACAAUAAAUGUUAUUGUUAACACGAAAGUAAAUGUCGACUGUAUUGCGAAAAUAAAAUAAUUUAAAACUGUAAAAA
This is a messenger RNA of Trichoplusia ni (cabbage looper), 5781 nucleotides long. RefSeq names its product protein patched (gene ptc). Gene Ontology annotation, cellular component: plasma membrane. Bases 277 to 4257 code for a protein of 1326 amino acids. The record is from RefSeq and is a predicted model, not a curated record. The transcript has 16 exons. Gene Ontology annotation, biological process: smoothened signaling pathway. NCBI's taxonomy places the organism in Eukaryota, Metazoa, Arthropoda, Insecta, Lepidoptera, Noctuidae. Gene Ontology annotation, molecular function: hedgehog receptor activity; smoothened binding; hedgehog family protein binding.